GCUUACAGCUAUCACGUGACACAACAAUCACAUGACGGACAGAAGUUGAAAACAGGAAGACAUCGAACUCGUAUUUUAAUCUAAUCAGUAUGUGAAAUGGCCGCGGCGGUGGAGAGAACAGAUGAUCUGGUGCGAGAGUAUCUGAUCUAUCGAGGUUUCAACAGCACACUCAAACAUCUGGACUCAGAGAUCAAAUCAGACAAGGAGAAAGGCUUCAGAGUUGAUAAAAUCAUCGAUCAGCUCCAGCAUCUGAUUCAGAACUAUGAUCUGGCGGGUCUGAAGGAGUACUGGGGGUAUCUGGACCGCAGGCUCUUCUCCAGGCUGGAGGACAUCUACAGACCCACCGUCAGCAAGCUGAGGACCAGCCUCUUCCGCUUCUACGUCAUACACAGCGUUCAGUCGAGGAAUCCAGAGAAGACGCAGGAGUUUUUCCAGAAGCAGGCGCUGGAGCUGCAGGCUCAGCCGGAGUGGCGGGAAUGGUUCGCUCUGCCGUUCCUUUCCACCCCGGAACAGAAUCCCGUCUUCUCUCCGUACUUCUCCCGCCAGUGGGCCGACACUUUCCUGGUGUCUCUGCACAACUUCCUCAGCGUUCUCUUCCAGUGCAUGCCUCUGCCUGCGCUCUUGAGCUUUGACAGUGAAGUGCAGAAACUCACGGGUCUUCAGGAGGAGAACGAGCAGUACAGACAGAUGUUAUUUGCUCUUCAAGGAGAAUCACGGCCAAAGAAAGACGAGAUGAUGGUGCAUCACAAACUCCCGCCGUACGUCCAGCACAUGGACCGACUCGGCGACACUGAGCUUGAUCUCGUGUACAGUCAGAGGAACGUGAACAUGACCACGCCGUCCAGAAACUUCUUCUCCACGUUCCUCCCUCAGGCCAGACGUGCUCCUGGGAAAACGGCCCCGGGGUCACAGUCUUCGCCUACGCAGGCCUCGCUGGGCCGGAAAGACUCUCCCUCCGGAGCGCAGUCUGUGAAAGCGAAAGAUGCGCCCGGCGCGAAGGACUUGAAGACGGCCACUGUUUCCGCGGUGACGGUGGAUUCGGUCACGGGUCAUCCCCGAACGAGAAGAGUGCAUGACCACGAGAAAGAGAGAAAAGAGCUGCUGUCCAAACCUUCAGUGCAGAGUUUGGAGAAGAAAAACGAUUCGGAUCCAGACACUCAAACCGAAGCUCUUCCUGAUCAAACGGACUCCACCAAUCAGACGCGAGUCUUUGAAGUGGGCGGAGCUGGAGUGGAGCAGCCCUUUAUUAAGCUGAGUCAGGAAGAGUAUGGAGAACAUCACUCAUCCAUCAUGCACUGCAGGGUGGACUGCUCAGGCAGAAAAGUGGCCAGUUUGGAUGUGGACGGGGUGGUGAAGGUUUGGGCCUUCAAUCCCAUCAUGCAAACCAAAGCCACUAUCAUGUCCAAGUCUCCACUUCUCUCUCUGGAGUGGGCGGCCAAACCUGACCGACUGGUAAAUAACAUCACGGUUCAUGGAUAUAACCAGAGAAAUAGAGUGCUUACAUUUUCUUGUUGCCAAAAACAGUAUUUGGUUGGUUUUAUUGGUUUAUGUGGUGUUUUACUCUUGCAGCUGUUGCUCGGCAGUGGCGUCGGCACGGUGAAGCUUUACGAUACCGACGCCAAGAAGAGUUUGUACGAGAUGUCAAUAGACACCGUCCACCCACGGAUCCUGUCGCUGGCCUGCAGUCCCAGCGGGACGUCGUUCGUUUGCUCCGCGGCGGCUCAAGCUGCGAAUUCUGCAGUCGUUACGGAGAGCGACACACGAGGAUCCGGUCCCGUAUCCGGACAUCUGCUGCUGUGGGACACCAAAACGGUCAAGCAGCAGCUGCAGUUUUCGCUGGAGCCGGGACCGGUCGCCAUAAACUGCACGGCGUUUAAUCACAACGGAAACCUCCUGGUGACCGGAGCGGCAGACGGGAUCAUACGACUCUUCGACAUGCAGCGCUAUGAGAGCGCGUUGAGCUGGAAGGCUCAUGAUGGUGAAGUGUACAGCGUGGAGUUCAGCUACGACGAGAACACGGUCUUCAGUAUCGGAGAGGACGGGAAGUUUGUUCAGUGGAAUAUCCAUCGCUGUGGCGUGAAGCAGUCGGAGUACUCGCUAUCCCAGGAUGCCGUGGGGCCGUUUGUGCUGUCGGGUUACAGCGGAUAUAAACAGGUUCAGGUUCCACACGGUCGCCUCUUCGCCUUCGACUCUGAGGGGCAACACGUUCUCACCUGCGCCAGUAAUGGAGGAAACAUCUACCGGUUAAGCAAGGCGGACGUGGGUCUCGAAAGCGUUUUGUCUCUCGGUGGUCAUAAAGCACCCGUCGUGACGGUGGAUUGGUGCUCAGCGAUGGACUGUGGCACGUGCCUCACCGCGUCUAUGGACGGCAAGAUCAAACUCAACACGCUUCUCGCUCAGAAACCCUGAACAACGGAUUGGAAAUGCCAGUGAGGAAGAUGAUGAUGAAAAGUUAAACUCACAUGAUGUCUUAUGAACCAGUCAGACAUGUGACCAGUAGAACAUAUCAUGAUAUCAACAAUACUAAGGAUUCAAAGAAGAUGGAUUUACAAUUGCACAGAAUGAAACGUAAAAAAAAAAAAAAAAAAAAAAACUAUAGAUCCAGAGAAUGAUGACGUGUGUUUCACAAAACAUUUGUUUCGGUGUGAGUUAGUGAUAUCUUUUGAGCAUAUGCGGAGAAAUGUUACGUUAGAAAGAACAAAUAUGAUUCAGUCAGGUCAGUUUAGAAAAGGCAUUAGCUUCUAAAAGAUGCUGUUUAUUUCUUACUGUUGGAACCUGAAGAUGCAACUUUACCAAGUAAUAAAGUAUUUGAAUAAUGUUCAUAUACAAUUGUUUUUGCAUCUGUUGUACAUUCAAAUAAAUAUCAUCAAUCAACAAAA
Pimephales promelas (fathead minnow) is the source of this 2879-nucleotide messenger RNA. Lineage: Eukaryota; Metazoa; Chordata; Actinopteri; Cypriniformes; Leuciscidae. The record is from RefSeq and is a predicted model, not a curated record.